Messenger RNA from Fusarium redolens, 1196 nucleotides. RefSeq lists its product as uncharacterized. The transcript has a single exon. NCBI's taxonomy places the organism in Eukaryota, Fungi, Ascomycota, Sordariomycetes, Hypocreales, Nectriaceae. The coding region runs from base 289 to 951 and encodes 220 amino acids. The record is from RefSeq and is a predicted model, not a curated record.
GUUUGCGGCACUUGCCAGCGCUCGUUCGCCCGAUUGGAACAUCUCAAGCGACACGAGCGCUCCCACACCAAGGAGAAACCCUUCGAGUGUCCCGAAUGCUCAAGACGCUUCGCCCGCAGCGAUCUGCUACUGCGCCACCGGCAGAAGCUGCACCAGACCUCGAUCCCCUCGUCACGUCCCCGAAAUCGUCGCGGCUCUGCCAGCGGCGUCGCCCCCGGCCAGAGCCGAGCUCGCAAGAAUAGCGUCGUACGACCCAACCCAACUGCAUCCAAUGCACCGGCCACUUCUAUGAGGCCGCGGGCAAACACUAUCACCCAUGUUGACGGCAGCACGAUGCAGAUGAUGGCUGCUGCGAACACAUCCGUCGUACGAGGCAUGUGCCCUAGCCAUAUCCAUAGCCGACACUCGAAUCUGGCCGGUUCGCCCAUCCACAGCUUGGACCAUGAUUCUGGUGGCAUGUCAGCUGCCAUAGGACUCCGAGAUGUGCAGAACGGGCUGCCCAAGCUGGAAACGCACACCUUGGGCGGCCUGGAGUUCAGCAACGGCCUGCAGACAGCGCCGCCAAUGGCCGCCUUCAACACUGAAUUCGACCUUGAGGGCUUCCUUUUCGGACCGAGCUCGACGACAAACCCCAAAACCCUCCAUUACAGUGAUUUACCCCAACCGAUGGCGUUGGAACAGGCCUCAUCGUUUGCACCGCCCUGUAAUGAGAUACCAUUGAACCAAACCCUCGACGAGGAUUUUGACUGUUUUACUGGAUUUGAGCAUCAGAUAUUCUUUAACACGAGCGAGAAUCUUGUGGACGGAUCUAGUCCGUCCACCAUCAGCACGAGGAGGAGCACGAUUAGCGAUGUUAUGUUACAUGGUUCAAUCCACCCCUCGCCGACCGGGACGAGUACGAUGUGGCAACCCUCCGUGAUGGACUUUCAACAUGGGAGUACUAUACUAUAAAACCCGCCUGCUGCCUUGUUCGCAUUAUGUGAAGCCUUCCUUUUCAUAUCUCAUCCCUUUUUUCCCAAGUCAUUUCCUUGAUUCCUUGCUUACCAUCCCUAACCUUCAUGCAUUUCAUAUCAAAAUCAAGUUCACAGUUCGCAACUUCACACUAUAAAAAAUAAAAAUAAAACCAUGCCUUGCCGUUGAAUGAAUCGAAAUACUCGAAAACCUACGCAAACACUCAGCAGUGGCGUGCAAGAACC